Henningerozyma blattae CBS 6284 is the source of this 756-nucleotide messenger RNA. RefSeq lists its product as uncharacterized. Bases 1 to 756 code for a protein of 251 amino acids. The record is from RefSeq and is a predicted model, not a curated record. Lineage: Eukaryota; Fungi; Ascomycota; Saccharomycetes; Saccharomycetales; Saccharomycetaceae. The transcript has a single exon.
AUGUCUAGCAAAGAUUUCAAGAUUGAACCAAACCAUACCAAUUUAAAUGCAAUUCAACAACAUUUCGAUGAAUUAAAGAUGGAAUUAAGUAAAAAACAACAAUUUCUAGAAAAAGGCACCAUAGUGACUCCAACGACUUCCAUUUCCUCCAUUACUUCUCUUUCUAGUAAAUCUAAUCAAAUAUCUUUUUGGAAAAGAAAGGACAAUAAGCUUCAAAAUGAUAUUUUUAAGUUGCAAAUAAAGAUUACAAAAUUAGAAAGAUAUUUAGAAGAAGAAAAAGAAGGUUCUUUGAUUCAACAUGUGAAAACUGUAGCCAAAGAAAUCAAUGAAGAUUCUAAAAUUACUGUCGCAAAUGAAAUAAAAGAAAAAUCAAAAAUAACAGUGGCCAGAGAAAUUAAUGAAGAUUCUAAAAUCACUGUCGCAAGUGAAAUUAAAGAAAAGUCCAAAAGAACUGUAGCUAAUGAAAUUAGAGAACAAACUAACACUACUGUAGCAGCUGAAAUAAGCGGUAGAUCAAAUGCCACUUUUUCUAAAGAACUUCGUGUAAAAUCUCAUUCUAAUAGACAUACAAAGACAGUGGCUGAGGAACUUACUGAUAUAUCACACGUAAGCAUGAAGAGAGAUAGAACCCAAAAUUCACAAAAGAGUACAACACCAACUCCCAUUAUUAAAUCAAAAAAAACUAAUGACAAAGAUAGAAGUUUUAUUAUAAUACAUUCAACCAAAUUUUUCCACAUUUUUGGAAAAGUGUUAUAG